Acanthoscelides obtectus is the source of this 571-nucleotide messenger RNA. The record is from the annotation of a GenBank genome assembly. NCBI's taxonomy places the organism in Eukaryota, Metazoa, Arthropoda, Insecta, Coleoptera, Chrysomelidae.
CAGUUUAUAUAACAUACAUAAUAAUAAAGACUAGCAUUUUUAAUCUAUAAUGCAAUAUGGCAAAAUUUUUAAAAUUUCACCAUUAUAGGAGUGCGUCGCAAUGACAUCGUGCCACUCCCUAAAACACCUAGUAUCACUAUCAUCACCUGUCGUCCACUCCUCCUCAACAUCUUCUUUCUUGACUACCACACCACUAUCCUCACCUCCACCUGUAUCACCCUUUUCUGAAAAACUAUACUUUUUGAAAUUCUCACUGGCGAAGCACUUCGUCUCUCUCGGUAGGUACUCCCUAGUCACGUUAGGCACUACGUUCGCAUAUAGACCAUUAUCCAGCAUCUGGGGCUCCUCCUUGGGAGUAGACAAACUCCAGUUGCCGUUCAGGUUCGAUUGUGAUGCUUCAAGAUUGAUAUGCCCUCAAGAUUUCCCAUUUCUUGAAAGUAUGUACAAUGUUCUUAUAAUCAACUGUCAAUUUGUUAAAUCAAUAGUAUCCUCAUACAACUGGACAACAACAAAUCUACACCGCACAUCCAAAAAAGCAUAUAUAUCAGCUGGAGUUCUCCAAAUGGUCUAA